UCCCUUGGCUGCACAGGGGCUGCUAGAUUCCAGGAAUAGUGUUUUCUGUGCCUUUGGAAAACCCUGGUUGGCAGCCUAUUAGUUGAGAAUGAGGACAGCAGAGGAUUCCUCAGGGACUGUCCUUCACCGCCUCAUCCAGGAGCAACUGAGAUAUGGCAACCUCACAGAGAACCGAACGCUUCUGGCAAUACAACAACAGGCACUGCGUGGAGGGGGAAGCGGAGGCAGCCCAAGGUCCUCCCUGGAGAGUCUCACCCAGGAAGAGAGCCAGAUGGUUCAGCAGUCCACACGCCAGGAGCCCCAAGGCCAGGAGCACCACUGUGACCACCUUUACCUGGAAAAUAACAUGUAUCGGCUCUAUCCGCCUCAGCACAAAGGAGAGGAGCUUCCCACCUAUGAGGAAGCCAAAGCCCAUUCCCAGUAUUAUGCCUCCCAGCGAGGAGGACAGCAAACUGGCACAAUCUCUGAGGCACGUGCUGAGGUGGGGCAACGUAGGGCCUGUAUCUCUGAUGCCAGCAGCAAGCACCAGGAUGAAUCCUUGAAGGAGCUGAAACAUGGGCACGUGAGGUCGCUCAGUGAGCGGCUCAUGCAGAUGUCUCUUGAGAGAAAUGGUGCCAAGGCUCAGGGCCACAUGAGCUCCUCUCACAGCUACCCGCAGCUUUCCAGGCAGUACCAGCUCUGUGUCUCCAGAGGCAAGCUCCCAGAGGAACUGGAGCUCCGUGGUCCCCCUCCAGAAUACCCCUAUAUAAUCCCUUCACAAGAGGUUGAAGGCAGUUACCUUCCAGACACCAGGCACCACUACAGAGAAGGUCCAGGAUUUCAGCAUCCUGAAAUCAGGGCGAUGCAAGCUCAGAUGGCUCAGGCUUUCCUGCCACAGCAGGCCACACUGUGCCAGAGUCCUCUGGGAUCACUAACUUCAGCUGGAGUGGAGGCCCUGAUGACAGCCCAGGCAGCUUCUACCAGUAGCCACUUGUCCCAAAUGGAAGCCGUGUUGAUGGAGAACGAGAAGCUGCUGAGAGAGAAUGAGAAGCUUCAGAGGGAAAAUGAGCUCCUGCAGCGGGAACUGGAAAACUACAGUGAAAAAGCCAGCCGAAUCCAGAAGUUGGAAACUGAGAUUCAGCGAAUUUCAGAAGAUUAUGAAAACCUAAUGAAGGCAUCUUCUAAGCGAGAGGCAUUGGAGAAGGCCAUGAGGAACAAGAAGGAUGGAGAGAUACGGAGGUUGCAGGACUUCAAUCGGGAUCUGAAAGAACGUCUGGAAUCAGCAAACAAGCAGCUGACCAGCAGGGCACAGGAAAACCAAGAAGCUAACCAAGGGACUAUGGCAAAACUUCUUGCACAAAAAUACCAGCAAGAAAAAGAACAAGAAGUUGCAAUCCUGCGUAGUGCCAAUGAAGACCAACGCCGGAGGGCAGAGCUACUGGAACAGGCUCUGAGCAAUGCCCAGGCUCGAGCUGCCAAAAUGGAGGAUGAGCUGCGGAAGAAGCGUGCCUAUGUGGAGAAAGUGGAGAGGCUGCAGCAGGCCCUGGGGCAGCUCCAGGCAGCUUGUGAGAAGCGGGAGCAGCUGGAACUGCGUCUCCGCACUCGCCUAGAGCAGGAGUUGAAGAUGCUGCGGGCUCAGCAGAGACAGAUGGUAACACCAAGUGGAGGAUCUUCUGAGCAGAAUGCCCAUUUACUGUCUGAACAGCUGAGAGAGAAGGAAGAGAAGAUUCUAGCCCUAGAGGCCGAUAUGACUAAGUGGGAACAGAAGUACCUAGAAGAGUGCACCAUGCGGCAGUUUGCCAUGGAUGCUGCUGCCACUGCUGCUGCGCAGCGCGAUACCACCAUCAUCAACCACUCCCCACGCCAUUCCCCCAACAGCAGCUUUGACGAGGACCUCUUGCUGGCCAAUCACAAGCACCAGGAGAUGGAGAACAGGUUAAAAACACUGCAUGCCCAAAUACUGGAGAAAGAUGCAGUUAUCAAAGUCUUGCAGCAGCGCUCUCGCAAGGACCCUAGCAAGGCUCUUCAGGGCUCUCUGCGACCUGCCAAAUCUGUGCCAUCCAUAUUUGCAGCCUCUGGGACCCAGUUUUGGCCAGGCAUGGCUGGCAGUGAAGAUGGCUCCCGAGGGAAGGCAGCCCCCAAGGCCUCAACAGAAGCUGACAACCCAGCAGCUUGUAUCCCUCCUCCCACCCACACCAAACAUGGCAGCAAAGAUGGGAGUACACAGACGGAAGGCUCAUCUGAGACCCCUCAGUGUGAAGAUCUUGAGCCCCACCCAGAAAGCAGCAGUGGUGUGGCAGAUUCAUUAGAGGCUUUGCCAGCUGCUAAAACUCUGGACCUGUCUGACAUGGUGGAGAUUCUCAUCUGAGGAAUGGAGACUCACUGUGCACAUGACCAGAUCUGGCCACUCCUUUCUGCCUUAUCUGAGGAUAGUGACUGACCAAAAGCACACAGGCUGAAGAACCCUUUGGCUAUUCAGAUGGCCUGCAGAGAGACUUUGCAAGGGGAGCUGGUAGAGAAUACCAAGCAGAUUUACUGUGGCAUUUUGGAUUGCAGAGCAACAUCAGCAGCAGGCUUCCGUUUGUGUUUUGAGUUAUGCUGAAAGGUUUCUCUCCUCUUCCAAUGGACUGAGCAACAGCAGGCAUUCAGUUUGUCAAGUCGGUGCUUGCAUGGAAGCCAUUGCGCCAUGCUUUCUUUGCCACUGGCUUUCCUGAGAUCUGGGAAGGAAAACUGGGAAGCUGAGUGGGACUCUGGUGCUGCCUGGGUGUAGCCCCAUAAAGGGUGGCAAGCUGGGAUUUGACACCAAAAGGUGCGGUAUGCCUGAUUUCACUGGGCUCCUGGCAGGUACCUGGACCUGAAGCGUAAGCUGUCUUAAGCAAAGAGUAUUUGUCUGGUGCUGGUGUGGCUAGAAUUCCCUGCACCCUGUUCUCCCCCCCCUUGUCCCACCUCUCACCUCCUGAGCAGGGGGAUGGCUGUGGAUACAGGGGACUGCAAGCAAUUGGCUACUUUUUGGCUGGGGGGUAGCAUCUGACCUGUCAUAGGUACUGAGGCAGAGGAUCAGAGAUGGGUCCCAUUUUAUUGUAAAUAUGUUUUCUUCUGUAACAAGCCCGAUAGUAAUCAACAUUUCACUCAGCCACAGUUCCUCUGUUUUGACUUUCCUUUGUUCCUUCCUGCUGCUUGCAGUGUGGGUCUGCCUCAUUUCUCUGUUUGGUCCCCAUCGAGCUUUUUUUCUCUAUUGUUUUUUUCGUAUUUCUUUUAGUGUUUCUUUUUUUUCUUUUCCUCCAUUUCAUAUCCUGUUUGUCCAGAGUUAAAUAUCCGCCUUCAGAGUCCUUCAGAUUCCAUUUCCUUUGAAGCAAUUUCCCAUGAUGCUUCAGACUGGAAUUUUCCUUCUCUUUGUUUGAAUUGCAGCCACGAGCCAAGUGUUUCUGUUUGGUGCGUUGUAGCUUCCAAGCUGUCUUUUUAAACUGGAUGCAUCCCCAUGUGGUGUAGAUCAGCACAGCUGUAUUGGGAUGAAUAGCCCUGAUCCCCAGCUGGCAUAAUCCUGGGGUCAUUCCAUCAGCAGAAAAUACCAUCUAGUCCAAGUCAAGGUCAUGGUUGGGCCUCUUUCAGAUGGGAAUGAUGAUAAUUCAGAGAAGCAGUGCUUUAAAAGUGAAUUGGGACUUACUCCAAGAGAGCAGGGAAAGUAUGGCAUGGUAUGUGUGCGGGGGUUUGUGUUGAGUUGAUAUGUUCGUGAAGUGGGGGAUGUGGCCUGCAGCUAGUCUUUUGCUAAAUAAAUAAAGGGCAUUUAUGGGAAUGAUGUGAGUGAAUAUGGAAAUGUAAAAACAACUUUCUACCACAGCUAUGUCUUUUUAUUUCUGGAAAAGUAUUGAUUUUACACACAAACACCUCUUUUUCUUUCUCUGGAUCCACUCCAGCACAUUCAAGCCUUGAUCAUACAAGAGCCUUCUACACUCCUGUCUACUGGCAGCUGGCUUCUGACAGUAGCCAACUUGGAUGUUAAUGCAUUUCUUUUUCCACCAAAGCUUUCACACAGUUUUCGACACCGCCCCCCCCCCCGCCCUUGCUCCCCUUCUCUGUUAAACACAUGCAUUUGCUGGACAACUGCAUUUUUUUAAAAAAAAAAAAUCCCCCUCCAUAGAUCUGUUUUUUAAAAAAGAUGUUCAGUCGUGCAUUGUUUACAAACAAAGCAAAAAAAAAAGUUAUGAAAGAGAGAGAAAGAAACACAUCUUAAUAUAUUUCGUAUUAAUAUUGGUAUUCCUUUUAAACUAUUUUUGUGCUGUGAACUUUUUUUUCUGCCAAAGACAAUGAGGGGUGUUUUUUUUGGUGCGUUUUAAGUUAUCUUAAGUAUUUAAAUGUAAACCUGGCUGUUUUAUUAUGCCGCCUUAUACCGAGAUUGCUGUAGCAUUCCACUUGGUAUAACAAUAUUUUAAUAAAAAAAUAAAUGUUGUCUAACAA
Heteronotia binoei (common prickly gecko) is the source of this 4434-nucleotide messenger RNA. RefSeq names its product angiomotin like 2 (gene AMOTL2). NCBI's taxonomy places the organism in Eukaryota, Metazoa, Chordata, Lepidosauria, Squamata, Gekkonidae. Gene Ontology annotation, cellular component: cytoplasmic vesicle; plasma membrane; bicellular tight junction. Gene Ontology annotation, biological process: hippo signaling; regulation of cell migration; establishment of cell polarity involved in ameboidal cell migration. The record is from RefSeq and is a predicted model, not a curated record. Bases 89 to 2347 code for a protein of 752 amino acids. The transcript has 9 exons.